This is a messenger RNA of Penicillium diatomitis, 405 nucleotides long. RefSeq names its product cytochrome c oxidase assembly protein COX16. The coding region runs from base 1 to 405 and encodes 134 amino acids. The record is from RefSeq and is a predicted model, not a curated record. The transcript has 2 exons. Lineage: Eukaryota; Fungi; Ascomycota; Eurotiomycetes; Eurotiales; Aspergillaceae. Gene Ontology annotation, biological process: mitochondrial respiratory chain complex IV assembly. Gene Ontology annotation, cellular component: mitochondrial inner membrane.
AUGCCUACGUUCCAAUCCAAGACUUUCCGACGAGCGACCACCGCAUCCUCAUCCUUGGGGGAGCGUCUGGGUGCUCUCUAUCGAGCUCGGCUGACCCGAUACCCAUUCCUUCUCUUCGGACUACCUUUUAUUGCUGUCAUCGUUGCCGGAUCCUUCGUUCUCACCCCUGCGGCUGCCCUUCGCUAUGAGCGAUAUGACCGCAAGGUCCAACAAGUGAGCAAAGAGGAGGCUUUUGAACUCGGUUUGAAGGGGCCCGACGGAGAGGAAGGAAUUAAGCGCAAUCCUCGUCGUCGCGUUAUUGGUGACGAGCGCGAGGAGUACUACCGACUGAUGGCGAAGGACUUGGACAACUGGGAACAAAAGCGAGUAAAGCGAUUCGAGGGUGAGCCCGACGGCCGACUGUGA